Molecule: messenger RNA, 4064 nt
Organism: Pristis pectinata (smalltooth sawfish)
Lineage: Eukaryota; Metazoa; Chordata; Chondrichthyes; Rhinopristiformes; Pristidae
Gene: gga3b
Product: golgi associated, gamma adaptin ear containing, ARF binding protein 3b
Exons: 17
Coding region: 25-2187 (720 amino acids)
Biological process (GO): vesicle-mediated transport; intracellular protein transport
Cellular component (GO): trans-Golgi network
Molecular function (GO): ubiquitin binding; small GTPase binding; phosphatidylinositol binding
Source: RefSeq, a predicted model, not a curated record
UGUUCGGGUCAUGUCGCGGGUAACAUGGCGGAAGCGGACGGGGAGACCCUGGAGUCCUGGCUCAAUAAAGCCACGAAUCCUGCAAAUCGACAGGAGGAUUGGGAGUACAUCAUCGGCUUCUGUGACCAGGUCAAUAAGGAGCUAGAAGGACCACAGAUCGCUGUCCGUCUGCUGGCUCAUAAAAUCCAGUCUCCGCAGGAGUGGGAGGCAGUGCAAGCCCUUACCGUCUUAGAAGCUUCCAUGAAGAACUGUGGGCGGAGAUUUCACAAUGAAGUUGGGAAAUUUCGAUUCCUAAAUGAAUUAAUCAAAGUGGUAUCUCCGAAGUAUUUGGGAGACAGAGUAUCUGAAAAGGUGAAAACCAAAGUCAUUGAAUUGCUCUUCAGCUGGAUGGUCGCUCUCCCAGAGGAAACCAAAAUCAAAGAAGCUUAUCAAAUGUUAAAGAAACAAGGUAUUUUGCAACAUGAUCCUCAGAUCCCCAUUGAUAAAACGCUGAUUCCUUCACCCACAACUCGUCCCAAAAACACGGUGUUUGAAGACAAUGAAAAGUCUAAGCUGUUAGCCAGGCUACUGAAGAGCAGAAAACCCGAGGACCUACAAGAGGCCAAUAAACUGAUAAAGAACAUGGUGAAGGAGGAUGAAGCCCGAAUGCAGAAAAUAACAAAACGCUUGAACACUCUGGAGGAGGUGAACAAUAACGUGCGUCUUUUGAAUGAGAUGUUGGCCCAUUACAACAAGGAUGACUCGACGGAAGGGGACAAGGAGCUGAUGAUGGAGUUAUACGACCAAUGUGAGAAAAUGAGGCGGGCGUUGUUCAAAAUUGCAAGCGAGACAGAGGACAAUGACAACAGCUUAGGUGAAAUUUUACAAGCGAGUGAUGACCUUUCACGUACCAUAAACUCCUACAAGAAGAUCGUUCAAGGACAGGCCGUAAAUGGGGAGCUCAGUUUGCCUGAGCCUCCAAAGCCAUCGGUCAGUGGUGGAACCAGUGAUACAGGGACACUGAUCGACUUGGCUGGGUUAGACGUGCCCUCUGCAAAGGCCGAUCCCACUCCAGCCCCGAUAUUCCCCAUCAUUCCUCCUCCACCAAAUGUCUCGGCUGAUUCUGGGUCCCAACUGAUCAGCCUGUUAAACGUGAACAAGCAACCUCCCAGUACAACUGGUGCCGUCGGACUGCUGGAUGUGGAGCUGCUCUCACUGGGACUGAAUGAUCUUCCUUCGUCUAAUGGUGUGGACAAGGAGCCUGGUGAACCUCCGCUGACAAGUUUUCCGAUUGACAACACUGCCCUCAACCCCUUCAGCGUGCCCCUGGCUCCGGUUCGGACCGGCUCCUCCACAACUCCCGCCGUGCAGCCGGAACCCCACAUCUUUGAGCAGCCCCCUCCUCCCUCAUUCCCGGCUUCCCAGCUCCCCCACACCCCAGCCGCGCCUCUCUCAGUGAAAGCUGCCGCUGCUCCAUGUGCCCCUCGAGCCGGUCCCGCCACUGUGCUGCCUGCACCUCACUCGCUCCCCAUGUUUCCGGGAGACUCGGGGUCCUCCGUCCCAGCGACGUUCGGCAGCGGCCUCUUCAACCUGAACGCACUGGACCAGAAGCAGUGGGAGGAGCUCAGGGGUGCCUCCCGUGUGAUGGGCGUGGUGUCUGGGACAGUGGGGGGCAGUGGUCAGUGCACGCCCUCGGCAGCACCAGGCAGCCCCCUGUUCCGCUCGCUCUCCCCUCAGCCGCUCAGUCCUCUCCGAACUGGACCGUCAGAAGUGUCACUUGCCAACGUGUUAGUUCCUCUGGAGACCAUUAAACCGAGUAGUGUUCUCCCGUUGACUGCGUACGACAAGAAUGGCUUCAGGAUCCUGCUGCACUUUGCGAAGGACUGCCCCCCCGCCAGGCCCGACGUGCUGGUCGUCGUCAUUUCCAUGAUCAACACCUCGCCCCUGCCCAUCACCAGCAUCGUACUGCAGGCCGCUGUUCCCAAGACAAUGAAAGUGAAGUUACAGCCUCCGUCUGGGACCGAACUGGCUCCGUUCAAUCCCAUCCUGGCUCCGGCUGCCAUCACCCAAGUCAUGUUACUGGCAAACCCACUGAAGGAGAAGGUGCGGCUGAGGUACAAGCUGACUUUUGCAAUGGGACGGCAGAUCUGCUCGGAGCUUGCUGAAGUGGACCAGUUUCCCCCAGCUGAGAAGUGGGGAAGCCUCUGAUCUCCACAGCUCUCUGCCUUUGUUCCCAGCGACAGUGAAUUUGAAUACAUGGUCGUCACUGAAGCACUGUGUCAUCUGUUUUGUUUGAAGUUUCGGGAAGUGAAGGAGGAACACAUUUCAAGGUGUGGAAACAGGUUGAUGUCUUCCACAGGACUUGAGUCUUGUCGCUGCCUUUGUUAUUCUGUCACGUACUGGAGGCUACACUGUGUCCAUGUCCAAAGCUAUUUGACUUCAUUCCAUCCUCCGAAUACUCCCGGCACAAAUGGCAAAAGCACGCUGACCCAUCAUCCACUUAUUGAUCUGCUACACUCCACACCACAUUUGAUUCCUGGGUGUGGCUGAGUUCACUGAACACAACUGGGUCGCUGGCCUGAAUUCUCUGAAUGACCGAGAUCCCUGCUCGUGGAGGCCAUCCAUUACUCUGGCAAUUCCAAGAUCCUGAAGAUCAGGCUGUAGUGCCCCCGCAUUUAAACACUUUAUCAUUGCCGUGGGCAAGGUCCAGGAAAAUGACCAGCACCACAGGUCUGUAACGUGUUCGACAUACUCACCAGGUCAGGUAGCCUCUGUGGAGGGUGAAACAGUAAAAAGCAAAAUACUGCAGGCACUGAAAUAAAAACCUAGCGAAAGGUUCUUUCUCCAGAGACUGUUCAACCUGCUGAGUAUUUUGAGCAUUUUGUUUUUAUGAACUUUCAGACUGAUAACUAUUCAUCAGAACUGGGAAGUUUAACGUUACAGGUAUAAGCAAGCGUAGAGGUCAGGAGGAAAGGACAGGAGUAGGUCUGUGAUAGGGUGAGAAGAUUAAAUGACCAAAGAGAUAGUGGUGGGACAAUGAGAGACAACAGAUGAUUCUGGUGAAUCACUACCAAGUGGUGCUGUCCAUAAAAUGGUACUAUUUUGCAUAUAGAGUUGAGUCUCUUAAACAUCUCAUCAAAAGAUGAGCUGUCAUUCCUUAAAGUUACGUUGCCUCCACAUUUUGAACAAGCUCAGAGGGAGAGGAGUUAGUGAGACUGAAAAGGAGAACUAACAUCGGCAGUGCAAGGAAAGCAGAAACAGCAGCUCUGCUGUCACCUGCCCUGUGGCUCUGGGCUUGGGGAUAUGUUGUCAGUCACCCAAGGGCUGGGGUUGCCAGGGAUCAGGGCAGGAGACCUUAAACCUGCACCUCCUGUUCAGAUCCCUCAGACUGAGACUGUCCCUCUUCAGUCCAAGAUUAGAAACAUCCCUCUUGAACUCUUUCUUCCUGGUGACUCAGUAGCUUCACCCAAGUAUUGAUGAAUUGUCUUGGUUUUCUUUUCGUGCUGAUUCUAAAACUAUGAGCCACUUUAAAAUGAGCAUCAAUAAGGGAAGCUUUUAUUUAAUUCUGCCCUUGCUGCAUUGUGAGGGUUGGAUACAAGGGGGCGUGCUGCUUACAUGUUUUUUCCAAGAUGCCCAAGGUCCACCAGCCAGGCUCCAACCCCUGCAGACAGGACACUGUAAAACCACUGAACCCACAGGAUGGAUCUCUUCCCCUGGACCAUUGCACUGCUCAGCUCUUAGAUUGCACAAAGCAUUUAUGCUAAAGUUCCAUCUAUUUAAAUUAAGCUGGAAUAUUUUGUUCUAUUGCGAACUGGUUCAAGUCUUCCUCAUCCCCAAGCAUCUCUUCCCCUAAAUGCUUUGACGAUGUGUGACGUGUCAUGGUGCUUGGAGGUACAGGCACUCACCCCUCCCAGUGCUGUCACGUUGUUGCUGCUCUGUAUAAUGUAUUUAUUGUUCAAGAUUUCAUUCUUGAAAAUGUCCUUCUGCAUCCAGUGCAGUUUGUGUUUAACUCAAAUUUAAAGUGUUAUUUUUAAAUUCUAAGCUGUUGUCAUUUGCAUGAUAAAUUUAUCUUUAUAUCUUCCUGA